CUUUCAGCAUGGAGGGAGAAGAAGAACCUGUGCUGUCUACUCCGGAUGUUCAGGUGGUGGACCCGGAUGUCCGCGCCCAUGUCUACAGUCUUGUCACUGCCCUGGGUGGAUUCAACGGAGAGGAUGCCGACAAGUAUAUGCUGGGCGAUGACGCCUUAGCCUGCCUCCGAGAUAUCAAACGCUGGCUGAAGCUGUACGAUGAAAAACACAACCGCAUGGAUGUUGCACGAUGUCUGGGAGAAGCCAAUCUCAUCAACGGUGACCUCUUGCCGAUCCUGUCGGUUUGGGCCACCAGCGGGAAACAGACCAAGUAUAUGUCCAGGAUUGCCUUGGCGUGCUUAGAACUGCUUGUCCCCUUGACGUGGCCCUUGGAGAUCCACGGUGAGAUGACCUUCAAUCAUCAUCGCCAUAUCCCAUACCUCCAACAUGUCCACGUCGCCUACAAGCGAGGCCUCCUUAGCCAUGCUGGCACGAGCUAUCUUCGGACCAUCAUUCGCAUUGGCCUUCCGAGCAUGGCCGUCACUCGAUCCGAACGGACAACCCGAGACGAAGGAAUCCUCAAGCUGCUGCUUUAUCUACUUCGGAACCUGGCCCUGAUCACCCCAAAUACUCGGCUUGCGGCGGAAGGCGACGAGGAAGAAACAUCGAGAUCCGCCACCAUCAAUGCAUUCCAGGACCAAGAUGUGUUUGCUCUUCUCCUUACCAUGUGUUCCAAUGUCGGUGAUGACUUCAGCAUGCAAGAUGUGACUCUCCUGGAGAUCCUCUUCCACUUGAUUAGGGGAGUCAACGUCGAGAAGCUUUUCAUGGACGAUGCUCAGCGGACAGCCAAGCGGACAGAUGAGCUUGGCGACCUGCUACAACAAGAGUCGUCUAUACGGAGAGAGUACGCGAAGAACGCACCAACACGGCAUGGUCGGUUCGGAACAAUGAUAUGGGUCAAGCGCGAUGACGCCAAGUAUUCUACGGUGUCUGGACAGAACGUCCUCAAAGACAGCCAGGCGACCCUCCAGAAGAUGGAUGAAAGCAAAAAGUGGAACAAACCUCAGUUUCGCCGGAAGCCGCAAGACUUGACCGUGCACAACGACUUCAGCACUCCGGCUCAUCUUAACUCAACGGCUUCGUCCAACUUGCGGAUGUUUGUGGAAGAGUUUUUGGACUCGGGAUUCAACCCUCUUCUCACCCAUGUACGGAAGGCCAUUGAACGUGAAGCGGACCGUGUUGUGGACAUCAAUACCCGCCAAUUCCUCUACACUGUCGCCUGGUUCCUUGAGGCAGAGCGCGCGCGGCGGGCCCGCCAACGCAAGAAGCACUCCGAGAGCGGGAAAUCUUCGAAGGGAUUGGAGCCAGAUAGCUUUGGGCUUGUGGCAGGUGUCCUGAACCAAGAGACUUUUGUCUUCUUGAACCGGGCCAUGCAGUACGCUUUGGAUCACAAGGACUGGCAAGACCUCAUUGCCGGAAUGCGCUGUUUUACCCAAAUCUUGCUGACCGUGCAAGAUAUGGCCCAGUCACCACUUGAAGAGGACCAAGAGAUCGCUGAAAACAUCCAAAACCGAAUCUUCUACGAGGAAACCACCCAUGAUCGCGUUCUCGCCAUCAUUCGCGGAUACACUGACCAGGGGUUUGGCUAUUUGGAUGCAUGCACGGAGCUUACCCAUGUCUUCUUGCGUAUGCUCGAGCGUUACUCCAAAGAAAAUGCCGAUAUGCAAGUGCGAUCCCGGCGACGCGCCAAGCGCAAGGCCAAGGAAGCAGAAGAAGCAGAUAAUAAUGGGGGGGAUGAUGAGGAACGCGCGUCAGAAGAUGAGGAUCUUAUGGAAGCCGAAAGGGUAUCCAAAGAGCGCAAGUUUGACUUCCGAAGGUUUACUGCCAGAUUCUGCAACCAGAAGUGUGUCGACACCUUCGUUGCUUUCACUAAGCAUUACAAUGAAUUGAACACAGAGCAGUUAAAGCGAGCUCACCGUUACUUCUAUCGGAUUGCAUUCAAGCAAGAGAUGAGCGUUUUGCUGUUCCGUCUGGACAUUGUAAACCUUUUCUACCGAAUCAUCAAAGGGCCAGGCGCCUUGGAUUCAAGCAAGCCGAUCUUUAAGGAGUGGGAAGAGCUUGUUCGCCAGAUCAUCAGGCGACUGGUGAAGAGGCUCGAAGAGCGCCCUGCUUUAUUUGUGGAGUUGCUCUUCAGCAAGAUCAACUCCACCACAUACUACCUCGAAUAUGGACAUGAACGACAAACUCUACCAACCGCCAAAAGGGCCCCGGCUGAGCUUGAGAUCGAUCCUCGACAAGCAAAUACGAUGGAGGAGAAGAUCAGCAUUGUGGUGCCCGCCUUGGUCCUGGAUGGGGAGACAGAUCUGGUCAAAUGGAUUAGCGAGGUCUUAGGAUCUGCAGUCGAAGACAGAGAGGCCUGGGAAGCUCAAGAAAAAGCCCUGUGUGAAGCGGGUGGAGAGAGCUCGAAAUUACCCAACCCUAUGAUUGCUGUCAAACCACGAGAUGAUUCUAUUCAGGAAGCAAUGUUCGGCAACGCCAAGCUCCGCCUCCUGAUGACACUGUUGAAGUUUGAGCGGCUUGGAAUGACGGAUGUUUCUGGGACAUCAUGGGUCAUUACCGCAACCCCCCGGGCCCAGGAUCUCCGGGAAAUGAAAGAAUUUGUUGAUAAGUACCUUGACAAAGCCACGCGAGGGACUCUCGGGCGCGAUCCCCGCGAACUGAUUCGCCGCAAGUUCGGUCCAAAGAAGGGGAACGACAACCGCGAGAACCCCGAUAUCAACUUUGGAUCCGACUCGGAGGGCGAGGAUGAGGUACCUGAUGGGCCACUGUUUGCACCAAACCCUCGAGCACAGGCGAAUGCUUCCAAGGAGACCAAGAAGAAGAAGAAGAAGAACAAGCGCAAGGCCCGCGACGAGGAUGAUGAUGAAGAAGAUGCAGACGAAUCCGUCGACGAAGAAGCUCUGGAGGAGCGUCGCCGGGCACGCCUAGAAAAUACACGGGCUCGCCUCGCCAAGAUCAAGAGUGAUCUGUACGUCCACGCCAGUGACGAGGAGAGUGACGAAGAGGCAGACAAAGAAUUCUUCCUGCUGGAGGAGCAAAGACGGAAGGACCAAGCCCAUCGAGUGAAGAAGGCUCUGCUUACUGGAAGGACGGAGGAGGCGGACAGCGCGACAGGGAAGAAAGGACAGCGCAAGGGUCAAACCCGCCGGAGGAAUUCCCAGGCCGGUGAGACCCAGAGCAAGCGGCAACGGCGAGAGACUCAGAUCAGUGACGAUGACGAGGACGAGGACAUUCUCAUGGGAGGCGUGGAUGUAUCGUCGCCGCGGUUGUCAAGAGCUGGCACCCCCACUCGCGAUGUUGAAGACGACCUUAUCUUCGACGAUGACCUGGCAUUCAGUCGCGAUCGAGAGAAAGACCUGGGGUUUCCUGGAGCCGAACGCGAGAAAUCCAACGAACCGGGCGCGGGGGCAAGGGCAGAGGACGAGGACGAAGAUGCGCCAGUCGCUGCGGCAGGUCGCCGACGGAUGCGCGCGGGCUUCGUUGUGGACAGCGACUCGGAGUGAAGGGGUUGGGAUCUCUUCGGGCUUGAU
This is a messenger RNA of Aspergillus heteromorphus CBS 117.55, 3569 nucleotides long. It is a transcript of the gene tof1, whose product is annotated as putative DNA repair protein (Tof1). NCBI's taxonomy places the organism in Eukaryota, Fungi, Ascomycota, Eurotiomycetes, Eurotiales, Aspergillaceae. The record is from RefSeq and is a predicted model, not a curated record. The coding region runs from base 9 to 3542 and encodes 1177 amino acids. Gene Ontology annotation, molecular function: DNA binding. Gene Ontology annotation, biological process: DNA repair; replication fork arrest; DNA replication checkpoint signaling. Gene Ontology annotation, cellular component: replication fork protection complex. The transcript is spliced from 4 exons.